AUGCUAUGGAUUCAAAAGCUUCAGUAUUGUUCAGAAAACAUUCAUCAAUUAUUUGGUGAUGAAUUAAAUGAUGCUAAACAUGAGUUGAAUGCUGAAGACUUUGAAAAUUUUUAUGUAUCAUUAUGUGCUAGCAUAGAAAGCGCAUUAAACGGAUUUACUAAAUGGAUGGAAACCUGGAUUCAUUUGCCUCUCUGCAUUUGCCAAUUAGGUGGUGUAAAUGGAUCUGAAUUUGCUCGCGCUUUUUUGACUAUAUUUUUUAAUAAAAAUUUUUUAAGAGUUUCAACCUUAAAAGAGAUUUCUUAUAUUAAGCUUUUAAGAGAAGACCUAUUAAAUAAAUAUUCAAAUACAUUCGGAUUAUUAGAAACAUUAGCACAGCGUGACUUUUUUGAAGAAUUUGAAAAUUUUGCCAAUUCUGAUAUAUCAGAACCG
Molecule: messenger RNA, 429 nt
Organism: Racocetra persica
Lineage: Eukaryota; Fungi; Glomeromycota; Glomeromycetes; Diversisporales; Gigasporaceae
Source: the annotation of a GenBank genome assembly